Coniophora puteana RWD-64-598 SS2 is the source of this 1620-nucleotide messenger RNA. RefSeq lists its product as uncharacterized. The record is from RefSeq and is a predicted model, not a curated record. NCBI's taxonomy places the organism in Eukaryota, Fungi, Basidiomycota, Agaricomycetes, Boletales, Coniophoraceae. Gene Ontology annotation, biological process: eisosome assembly; endocytosis; negative regulation of protein kinase activity. The transcript has 3 exons. Bases 1 to 1620 code for a protein of 539 amino acids. Gene Ontology annotation, cellular component: eisosome filament; plasma membrane. Gene Ontology annotation, molecular function: lipid binding.
AUGCCUGUUCCCAGUUUCCUUUCCUCCAUCGCAGACAAGGCCACAAGCGCGAUUAACCAGACGCCGCUUGCAGGCCACAUUCCCGGUACAACUGCCCCUGACCAGCCUUCUGCAAACUCAGCAGCAUCUCAAGGCGGCCAUCGCUCCGUCACCAUCGAUGCUUUCCAGCAUCAGCUCCGCGCCCUCGGGCAGCAAUACUCUGGCGCGGGUCCCAUGCAACGCAUUAUCACUGUCGAGAAAGGCAUUGCCAUCGAUUUCGAUUGCGUAGCCAGAGACUCCAAGGCCCAGAGCAAAGAGUUGUAUACUUGGGGCCAAGGCGAAGAUGCUGACAUCAAGGAUGUCACCGACAGAUUGGCGUACCUCAACUUUAUUCAAGGAUCGCUUGCAUCCUCGCUCGCUGUAAAGCUUGACGCCUCCAGGGCAUCCAUCAAGGCGCUGCGUGAUGCUGAGAACGCCAUUGCUCCACGACGGAAUGCACGCGCAGGCUUGCAAACCCAGAUUGGGCGGAUCGAGCACGAUCAGCAAAAGGGGAUGGAGCAGAGGCUCUCCCAGCUCAGAAAGCAGUUGGCUCAAGCUGAGGAGGAAGACACGGGGGCAGAGAAGCAGAUCGAGCUUCUGAAGCGCAAAGCCGUACGAGAGAGUGAAGAGAUGAAGUGGGAUGCCAUCCGCGAGUACGGCGAGAAACUCAUCCUUCUUUCUCAUGCCUCGAAGAAGAUCAUCGGCGCUCUGCCGAGCAUCCCACCCUCCCAGUCUAGCCCCUAUCAAGGAGCUAACGAGACCGGGGCAGCGCGCGCAUCACUUCAGAGAGCGCUCGACAACUACAAGACGGGUCAUAUCAGCCUUCACGAAGAUAUUUCUGUGGCAGACCUCUCACGUUCGGAUACCCGGUCCUUUGGGGAGACUCAUGCUUCUGAGAUCGCAUCUAAUGAAGCGAUCGAGGCAAACCAUCCCGGCCUUUCAGUCACCCCUCCCCUUCCCUCACCGCCGCCCAGCAGCGACGCCGAGAAGCCGCGCUCGCCUGCGAGCUCACCGCCUGCGAGCUCACCACCGAUUGACCUACAUGCACUCAAUCAGUCUCCAGCUUCCAUCCCCACCGUCGCCCCGACUGCCUCUUCGCCUACUCCGAUCGACACUACCGCCGCGGCCGCGCAGACGAAGCUGCCUUCCUCCACGCCCACUAUUGCCGAAACUGGCGUGCCCGUAUCUGCGGGGUCCGACGGACCUGGGCCGGCCAGCGGAUCGUUGCACAAUGUCAAGGCAGCAGACCCGACCGCUGGCCCCCGCAGUGGCGGCUUGCCUGGCAGCACGCCGCCUUUGUCCUCAACCUUCGGACAGCCGCCCAACUCAUCGGGUGUAUCCCACGAAAGCGCCGAGGACGAGAAGAAGCGCCUGGAGAGGGAGGAGCGGGAACGUGUUCUGGCUGCAGCCGGCACCUCCUCGUCUCACCCCGGCCCGCUGACGCCUGCUUACGAGUCAGCGGAAGACGAGAAGAAGAGGCUUGAGCGUGAGGAGGUAGAGCACGUCCGUGCUACGGCUGGUCACAGUGCCGAUGCAGAUGGGCAGGAGGAAGGCAAGAGAGACGGCGAACAACUCCCUCCGUAUCAGGAUUUCCAAGGUUGA